Messenger RNA from Stylophora pistillata, 3349 nucleotides. RefSeq lists its product as uncharacterized. The record is from RefSeq and is a predicted model, not a curated record. Lineage: Eukaryota; Metazoa; Cnidaria; Anthozoa; Scleractinia; Pocilloporidae.
UCACCAUAAAUAGUAUCGUGGCAGUGAAUGACCACCGGAAAUCAAAGAGGAACCUUAUGUCAUUGUCACAAUCUGUGGUGACGUUACCAGUUGAGCGGUGUUUUAUAAAGGGUGAACAAGUGUCAACGAGCGCAUCACAAAUAUAAACUCGCCUGUGCCAUACGAAGGUGGUGUGGUGCAUGGUGUGCGCUGACUCAAGUCAGAUAAGUAAUAUUUCUUCGAGAGCAGAGAUGAACCGUUAGAAAGUAUUAAAAAAUGACAAAUCAUCUGGGAGCGCAGUCUUUGACUGAAGAUAGCCAAGUUGUUUCAAUCGAGUUACCGAAUGGAUCAACAGAAAAGAUUGCGGUUCGCGAUAAACGGAAUGCGGCUGUCAGGGACUUGAAGGUCACUUGUGAAUUGCAAUUUGGAAUCCCUUGUAAUUUACAACAAGUCAGCGCCUUGAAAAACCCAAAUCAGGAGUUCAACGACUGGAUGCCGCUCACGGAAGCUAUGCAGGUGAUGGGAAAUGAUGCUGUCUUUGUUGUUCGAGUACCUGUGUGGUGGAACAAGUUUAUUUGCGUUUGCUUGAACAAUGAAAUCGAGAACGUUUGUAUAAGGGCUAAGCUUCCUAUGCAACAGAUCAGCAAAGAGGAGCGAUUGUUUGUCGGUUGUUACAUCGCUUGCUGUUGUGGAAAUGAAAAGUUACUCGAGCGACUCCAAACUAUGGACAUUCAGUGCGACCAUCAAACAACUACCCGAGCAGGUAGGAAUCUUUUUCACGCUGCUGCGGCAAGUGGAAAGGUAAACUGUGUGGAGUUUGUGGCCAAACAUUUAAUCAAACCAUCGAAGGAGAACUUAACACUAAUAGACACUAAUAGAGAGACCCCGAUUGAUAUUGCGCGACGAUUAAAUCAUAGCGAGACGGAAAGAUUGCUCUAUAAAUACAUGUAUAAUGAAAAGGGCGAACGAAUGGAACGAAAUUCCACCGAGUCUGGCAUCGAUUUGAGCGAAGAAAGCGAGUCAGAGGACUCUGCGGAAGAAAAGAGCCGAUCAAGGGCGAAUAUUUCUGCACGCGAAGAACAAGGUGAUGGUGACAGCAAGAGUGCAGGUGUGAUUAAACCAAUUUGUCUCAAGGACGAGGAAUUAGUGAUCACUGACUGUGACGAAGGAUUGAGUUUUGCUGUGGACACGAAAUCAAAGCAGGUGACGCCCCCAAAUUCACAUGUUGAAGCGAAUCAACAAGAUGGCUUGACAAAUCGUGAGAGAAGCCCUCAACGAAGGCACAGUCCAUGUUCUUCGGAAAGCUCCGACGAAUCAUCAAAUAUUUCCCCCAGACUGAGCAGACCGCAAACCCUUGAUGUGCAAUCCAAUCAACACUUGCUUCAACGACGAUUUAAGGAAACCGAUCCUUACAGGCCAAAAAGUGCGCGGACCGUGCGCUGUCCGAGAAUCUAUCUGGAGGAAGAGGAGGAAGCUAGUACGAGUGAUAAUCACCUGCCUCCUUUAGAGGGCCAAACGCAGAAACCUCAUGCAGUUGGAAACGUCCUGAGCUCAUCCGCGUCUAACCUGCAAAUUAGGAGAAUGAAACAAGCUCUUGUACGGACUAACAGCGGGCCGAAUUCUCCCGCGUCGAAUCGACGAUUGAGUCCGACGGAAGAGUCAGCAACCGAUGAUUUUGUCUCGAAAAGCGCGCCAGGUUCUCCACAAAGUCCUCGAUUUUUGUUCAAGCCGUCAGGCGGCAUCUCUCCGGCUUCGCCAAAAGUUUCGAGAGCGCUGCUGGAUCGAAGACGUGGCUCUGAGCCGGUGGCAGCUAUGAACAAGAUAAAUGGCAUCAGGUUCCCUCGCACGAGGAGAGACGCUACCAUUACAGCUGAUCUACAUGGAGAUAUAAAAGGACAACCUGCGUCCCCUAUAAUGUUCAGACGAGGCAAGGCAAGGUCUAUUUGUGAAGUUAGCUUAUCCGAUUCCCUAAAAGAUCUACGCUGCUACAAAGAUAUGGACGAGGAAGAGCGACUAGAUCGACCCUGGAACGCAUGGAUUGCUGUCAGGAAGGAAUCCCUUCAAGUUGUAAACCCUGAGCCUAUAUUGGAUUCACGCAAGAAGUCUUUCCAACAAUGGCUCAGCGAAAAGGAACUAGCUCACUUAAGGGGACUCUUUGCAAACGCACAAGAGGCUGCCAAGACAAACGAGAAACAAGCAAAGAUGCUCAAAGGAAAAUCUUUUGAGGAAUGGUUAGAGGACAAGCAGCGAGAGUAUGAGAGGGAAAAAGAAAAGGAAAAAGGUUUGGAAGAUCAGCAGAAACAGCAAGAGGACAAGAAGCACCAGCGUAGAAGAAUGUCUCAAGCCAAGUACGACAAAUGGCUGCUGCAGAAGGAACGUGACGCUCUCUUGAUGGAAGAAAAAAGAGAGCAAAUGGCGAAACAAAAACACGAACUUUUGAAAAAGAAGUGGGAAGAAGAAGAUGAAAUGAAGAAAAACUGUAAACAGACGCUGGGACGAACCCAGAGUUUGCCAGUGGAGGACCGGGCUUUCCCAACUCGACAAGCAAUAAACAAACAUAGAGUUACAAGUUUAAAGUAGCUUCGAACUCACUCACACAACGGGAAGGUUUGUUUGUCCUUUUGUGAUAAAGUGUAAACACUGUGUUUCCUGUACAAAUUUUGAAAGUAAUUACGUAUCUCUUUGAUUCUGCUGUCAGUCUUUUAUUUUGCACAACGAAUUCACUCUUAUACACACUAUGACUGAUCACAAGGGAAUGUCGUCUAAUUUGAGAAAUGGUUUCUCUCGAUUUCGCAAGUUCAGCACAGGUGAUCAUUUUUGUGUUCUGAUAAUUUCUUACGUUUAAAAUAGUUGCCUACAGUCGCUGUGCUUCAUUCAUAUCGGAAAGGAAACAGUCUAGCUGCAAACUAACUAAAUCAAGGGAUAUCUGAUAUUCAGAGAAGUCUGCUCACUUCGAAAUGAUAUUUAGCAGUGCCAUCGACAUAAAGCAUCCAAAGACUAGUGUUGUUGCUUGAGACAAAGUAAGGCCAAUGACGAUGAUAUUGCCUUUAGAUUCUGAUUCAAGCCUAACGAGAAAUAGUUAAAAACGUGGAAAAAUUGUUUUUCGGUUGAUAAUGAUAUUUUAGGUUAGUUAGGUUUCAAACUGAGAUGUUCAGCCAAGACGAAAAGAAAAAGUGUGAUUGAGUUUAUUGUAAGCGUAUUUAUUUCUCAGCACACAAUACCUUUGAGGAGUCAGUUGUACAUUUAUGAUGACCGUGAUGACCGUAGGAUAAUUGUAGUUUAGGACAAGCUUGUGAUGUACUAAGGGUAGAUCUGAGUUACUGGGGAUAAUUUCAAUUCGACUUAAAUAAAUUAAUUGCUUCAUAUCAAA